AUGGACCCCUAUCCUCCCAGCCAGGAACCCGACGAGGGUUACAGCGAACACCCCUUGUACCCAUCAAUCGACAGCAAUGCCGCUGCGCUUGCGUCUAACUUGCGAUCUCCCGCCGAAUUCGCCGCGUGGAUGUGCCCACGCCUGUCCACGCUGUCGGUAACUCAGAAGACCCAACUGGCCAUGGCCAUUCUCGACGACCUCCCUACGACGGUCAUCGCCGAGAUAGUCGCUAAGAAACUGAACCCGCGGCUAUACAUCAAUUUCGUGGAGUAUUUGCCCCCCGAGAUAUGCCUGAAGAUAUUUGGAUAUCUGGACCCCUUGUCCCUCAUUCACGUCGCCAAGAGUAGCCGGGAAUGGUUUAACUUGGCUCUUGACCGCCAACUGUGGGAGAAACUCUUCUACCUCGAAGGAUGGCGGGCGAUCCCGACGGAGAUCACAGCGGCUGAGGAGCGGAUGAAUGCUGGUUUGGUCACUCCAGAGGCAAUGCAUUCGCAAAGACUCCGGUCAUCCGAAUAUGGUCAUGCUCAUAAGAAGAGGGCCAUCUCGGACGCAGACGCGGAUUCGGAUAGCAUGGAUAUCGAUCGAGAGGAGGACGUAGAAAUGUCGGGCACAAGCUUGUUUGGAGGCCCUCCAGCCGGCAGUGGUUCAUCCUCGAAGAGCACCGGCAGCGUUAUUCGGCAUCUGGGCCACCUCAUGAUGGAGUCGCCGAGCCCCAUGCCUGAAUCGAGAACCCAGGUAGACGUGAAAGGCAAAGGCAAGGCAAUAGCUAAUUCCUAUGACAAUCCAGCACCGUCCUCGAUAUUGCUCUCCGUGCCCAAGUCGACACUCUGGGCGUAUGCAUCCAAAGACAGGCGGUAUAAGAUCAACUGGCAAUAUCUCUACUCUAUGAGACGGCGAUUAGAGGACAACUGGGACGCUGGAAGAUACACAAACUUCCAGCUACCCCACCCGAAUCAUCCGGGAGAGGGGCAUAAAGAGUGCAUAUACAGCAUCCAGUACAAUGCCGAGUUUCUCGUCAGUGGAAGUAGGGAUAAAACCCUGCGAAUCUGGAAUAUGCGCACCCGGCGUCUCAUUCGGCCGCCGUUACGUGGCCACGUCGGCUCGGUGCUCUGUCUGCAGUUCGACUCGGAUCCCAAGGAGGACUUGAUUGUGUCUGGCAGUAGUGACUCGGAUGUUAUACUAUGGAAGUUUUCAACAGGGCAGCCCAUUCAACGUCUGAACCAUGCCCACAGGGAAUCUGUCCUAAAUGUUAAGUUCGACAAGAGGAUCCUUGUGACUUGUUCCAAGGAUAAAACCAUCAAGAUCUUCAACCGCACACAAUUACGGCCUGGCGAGCCUGGGUAUGGUGACAUCAAUGCCGUCAGUCCUGUUCCCAUCAAUCUGAAGAACUACGACUACGAUGAUUCGCCGUUAAACCAGCUCCCUAUCAAGCCGGCCUACUCUCAAAUUGGUUGCUUGGAAGGUCACGGUGCUGCGGUGAACGCGGUUCAGAUAUGCGGCGACGAAAUUGUGUCAGCUAGCGGGGAUAGACAUAUCAAGGUCUGGGACUGGCCCAAUCAGGUCUGCCGGCGGACUUUCCUUGGCCACAACAAGGGAAUAGCCUGCGUUCAGUAUGACGGCCGACGCAUCGUCAGUGGCAGCAGUGACAACGAGGUCAAGAUUUUUGACCGCGAGACAGGCCUGGAAGUUGCGAGUUUACGAACGCACUCCAACCUUGUGCGCACCGUCCAAGCUGGAUUCGGAGAUCUUCCCUAUAGUGUUGAGGAAGAUCGCCUCGCAGCUAGGGAGAUCGACCAGGAAUACUUUGCAGCCAGAGACGCCGGGACACUUGGGGACACAUUAACCUUAGCUAGGGGCAAGGCGGUAGGAAAUGCGGGCAGUCGAAGACCGGAAGAUAUUACGGCGUAUGGAGCCAAACUUCCUCCUGGCGGUGGAGGUGGCCCGUACGGACGAAUCGUGUCGGGUUCGUACGACCAAAGCAUCAUUAUCUGGCGCCGUGACAAACAAGGUGUAUGGAAACCUAGCCACUCGCUUCGUCAGGAGGACGGAGCCGUGGCUGCGCAGAGAGAACGAACUACGACUAGUUCGACAGGUGCCAUUCCUCGUUCAUCCUCGCCUCUACCUGUGGACGGCUGCAACAGUGCGCAACCUGCCCAUCGCCACAACGCCCGCCCCAUUAACGUCACGCACGCUGAGCAAUCAAACCACGCCACGGUCAUUCCCCCCACCCCUACGUCGUACACCCAGAUGGUCGAUGCGUGUGUGCUGCAGGGCCCAGCUGCACUUCGUCAUGCGUUGGCUAGCUUUCCAACUAUGCUCACCUAUCACUCUCAUAUCCAGGCAGUCAUCGAUCGCGAGCCUAACGCACGAACUCGAUCGCAGAUGAGACAUGUUGUCACCACCGCCUUGGUGCGAGCACAGACUGCUCAAGAACAGACCUCUCCUGGACAGUCGAGCUCUGCUGCCGGACUUUCUACCGAUGUUUCCAUGAGUAGGCCGUCAAAUGCCGGGCCACCAGCCGAUAUUGCUACCCGCCGACCGACAACUGCAGGCCCCCCCUCCGACAUUUCUUCACACCGGCCAGCAGUUGUCGGGCCCUCUGCCGAUGUUUCGACAAGGAGGCCGGCAGCUUCCCGCCACGUCAGUCAAGUUGCUACAGCACAGGCUCCUACGGUAGCUUCAACUUCAUCCGCUUCCAGUGCAGCUCCCGGCGUCGGACUGCCUGCAGUGACAAACGGAAUCGCACAGGCUGCACAAAUGGUCCAGCAGGGUCCAAAUAACACGCAGGCUCAGGCGACGGCACAGCCCCAAGCAGCAGCGACGACAACGGCGGCAGCUCCAGCGCCGGCGCAGCAUCAUCCACAUAUAGCUCAGGCAGAUGCAAACCCAGCGCGGGUAUUCAAAUUACAAUUUGACGCGCGGAGAAUCAUAUGUUGCAGCCAGACGACGACGAUUGUGGGCUGGGACUUUUGCAAUGGCGACGCCGAGCUCGAGGAAGCAUCCCGAUUCUUCGGAGCUGUGGAAUAG
Pseudomassariella vexata is the source of this 3027-nucleotide messenger RNA. RefSeq lists its product as uncharacterized. The record is from RefSeq and is a predicted model, not a curated record. The coding region runs from base 1 to 3027 and encodes 1008 amino acids. Gene Ontology annotation, molecular function: protein binding. The transcript is spliced from 3 exons. NCBI's taxonomy places the organism in Eukaryota, Fungi, Ascomycota, Sordariomycetes, Amphisphaeriales, Pseudomassariaceae.